AUGAGAGCAACCCUAUUCUAGUAAUUAAAAAAAAUAAGGGCCGAAUCAGCUAAAUCAGGAACUAACCGAAACAAACAGAUCCUUGAUACCUCAGAACUACUUCCAAGAUCAAGUUUUCAUAAAAAACGAAAAUAAGAAGAACCUAACAAUUCGUUUCAUGAAUAUUCAUGUUCAUUUAGAUUUCCGGAUAAAGAAAGAUAUGAGUAAGAAUUAAAGCAAUUGAAAAAUAACAUGAAUUCUUUGGAAAAUGAAAAUAUUAGGCUAAAAACCAAAAUUCAUUAGAUGGAAGACAAUUAACUUAAAUAAGAGAAAAUGAUAUAAGAAUUAGAUCGAAUAGGCCCUAUCAAAGCACCAUUACUCCAGGCAUUAAAUUCCUCGACUGCUUAAACUGCUUUAAAAAAAGAGAUUGCUAAUCUUAGACAAGAGUUGCAAAAAAAGGAUAAGGAACUAUAAAUUAUCAAAAAAACCCAAAGAUUUGCUUAGAUCAAUGAAUUGUAAAUUGAAAAAGCUGCCUUUUAAGAAGAAACAAUCAGAUUAAAAUAGUAGAUAGAUUCGCUAUUGUAAGCAAGUCUAUAUAACCUACAGCAGAAUAACGUAGAAUAAGUAAUUUAAGAUAGAAUAUUUGCUUUAGUAGCAUAAAUCUAAUAAGAUUUAGUGCAUUAGAGAGAACUGGAAAAGCUGAUUGAAAGGCUAAAAAAAGAAUGUCUAAAGUAUAGAUCAUAAUAAAUAGAUUAAGAAUACAAAAGCAAAAGGGAAAUUAAGAAGCUAAUUACAUAAUUAAGAGAAUAGACCUCUAAUAACUCAAAAGAAAACAAUAAAGAGUUGAAAUAGAUCCCAACCAAGGCUGAUGAAUUAUAAAAUCUAACUGAUUUGAUGUUUGCAAAAUAAGAACUUAAAUCAAAGGAUAAUGAGAUUGAAAGAUUAAGUUAAAUCGUCUUUGAUUUAGAGGUAUAAAUCAAAGAAAUAUAACUUGCUUAAAAUUAAGAAUAACAAGAUCCUUAAAAUUAAUCAUAAUAAUUGGAGACAACUUUGAAAUCUAAACAAAUUAAAUUAUCAUCCUAAGUCUUUGCAACUGAAGUUAUGUAAGAAAUAGCUUUGCCAAUUAAAAAAUCAAUUAUUGUGUAUCAACAAUAGGUAGUAAGUAAAUAGCCACCAAAAAGAAAGAUAAUACCUGUGAAAUUUGAUGAUAUCAAAAUAAUUGGAGAAACCCUCAAGUAUAGAUUAAUGGCAAUGGAUAUAGGAAUUUAAUAACUUGAUGAGUAUCUAUUCGAAGGGGACGUCAUGACAAUUCGAGAAUUAAAAGAUAAACUUAGAUUAUAUCCAUUCAAUUUAGCUAAAGAUGAAGCCUUUGUAUUAGCAAGGUAUAUUAUGGAAGGAGACUCUGAUGUGUAUGAAUUAGAUGAUUUUGCUUCAAAUCCUACUCCAUACAUUCGUUCUGUAAUUAGGAAAGUAUUGCUUAAUUAUAAAUUGGAAAUUGUAAAAUGCCAAAUCGAGCAUUCAGAUAAAUUAAAGGAUGUUCUAACUAAACUUAAACCUUUCAUUAUAAGUAACAUAAAGUAGCUGUAUGGAAGAGAUUGCAUUAGAGUGAGUAAGAGUUAAUUCAGAGAUGCUUUGGUUUCUUUAAACAUUGAGUUGAAUUAAUUUGAACUGGAUUAUUUAAUCACUUAAGGCAUUUUGGAAAGUAGAAGUGUGGAAUCUUUAAAUUAUCAAGAAAUGUUGAAGUAUGAACCUAUCAAAGUAGAGGAUUAGUAACUUUCAUUCUUAUUGACAGAGAUAGCAAAUCAAAAUAAAUAACAGCCUGAAAUGUCUGUAAUAAUGGAAUGUCCAGAGAAGGUUUCUGAAUUAGAAUAAUAAGAAUAUAAUGCUAAUUUUAAUGUAGAGUAAUAAGCUGAAGUCGAGGAUUAAUAUACAUUUGAUGAUAAAUAUGUAAGUGAUCAAUUUGAAUCAGAGAAUGAAAAAGUUAAAUAAGGGUAAUCAUCAGAUUACAUUUUGCAACAGUGA
Molecule: messenger RNA, 2001 nt
Organism: Paramecium tetraurelia
Lineage: Eukaryota; Ciliophora; Oligohymenophorea; Peniculida; Parameciidae
Exons: 3
Source: RefSeq, a predicted model, not a curated record